AAAAAAAAAACCGGUCGAUGUAGUAGCUGGCAGCUGCUAUGCGAGCAACGUUACGCUAUGAGUAUGUGUAUUUUUCAGGCAGUUGUCUGCAGACAUUCAAUGACAGUGGUGGUGUUUUUUGUUUUGUUCCCUUUUUUUCUACUACACAUUUUAUUUUACAAACAAUCUUCUUCCGUUAUUCAUUUAUAAUGAAUUACGUAGAACGCAAGAAUCAAUUAAUUCACUUAGUCAGAUUGUCCCCAGGACUAUGGAAACAGCCAAGAAAAGCUCGAGGAUUGAAACAAAAACUAUGGGACGAAGUUGGCGCCCAACUGGGGACAACCGGAUUUGAUGCAAAACGACAAUGGGAAAUCCUUCGGGACCAACUUAGAAGGGAGACAAAACGUCUCAAGCAAAAUCCUGACUACAAGUCAACUUGGGCAUUUUAUUCAAAAAUGCAAUUCACAAUACUACCAAAUGAUGGUUCCUCUCUCGCUGGCUCUGACGAUGGUUUAGAGCCUUAUCAUCCUGAUUCUGAUUUUGAAAAUAAUUCUAUCAAUUCUAUCAAAGCAAAAACUGAAGAAGAACCCAUUAUUCAAGUGCGUAAGGAUUUGCACGAUAAAGACUAUAGUUUUAAGGAAAAUACACAAUCAGUGACGCAGCUGGAGGCUACAACAGAACCUCAAGCGACGAUAAGUAUAGAAUAUUAUCAGCAUCCCUCAACAAGUGCUGCAGGAGUUUCCUCAUCGUCGUCGUCAACUCAAAAACGACGUCGACUAAACGACAAUGAAAUGCCAAAAAUAAAAAACAACCGAUAUCCUAAUUGUGAAGAAGAUGAUGAAGAUUAUUAUUUUGCAAUGAGCAUAGUGCCAGCGAUGCGUUGCAUACAAAGUCCCAAAAAACUUCGACUUCGAUCGAAAAUUUUGAAUUUGAUUGCAGCUGCUAUGGAAAGUGAAGUAGAUGGCGAUGUAGAGAGUAAUUAUGGUAUGUCGUUGUUAAGGGAUGAUGACAUUGAAGAAGACACAGUUAAAACUGAACCGGAAUUUAUACCUGAAGAUAUGGUGCAGACUUCAAUACAACAACAAUCUGAAGGAUAUUUUUCUUAA
This is a messenger RNA of Episyrphus balteatus (marmalade hoverfly), 1085 nucleotides long. RefSeq lists its product as uncharacterized. The transcript is spliced from 2 exons. The coding region runs from base 39 to 1085 and encodes 348 amino acids. NCBI's taxonomy places the organism in Eukaryota, Metazoa, Arthropoda, Insecta, Diptera, Syrphidae. The record is from RefSeq and is a predicted model, not a curated record. Gene Ontology annotation, molecular function: DNA binding. Gene Ontology annotation, cellular component: nucleus; transcription regulator complex. Gene Ontology annotation, biological process: regulation of transcription by RNA polymerase II.